CUCGAGAGUGCGCAUCGAGCUUGACAGCAUAAUGCGCGCUCUCGUAUUCCCCCGGAUGCGUGUUUACUCAGUCUCCUCUCUCCACCCUUGAAAUGAGAGAGGUACGAAGUGGAAAGGACAUCGUUUUGCAAGAAUAUUUCCACCAACGGAUAGCCAGGGACGAAGCGCAGAGAGUCAAGGUGUAGCUCAAGGAUACAUUGAUUCCACGCCAAGGUCAAUUAUCUCUCUCUCUCUAAAAAAAACUUCAGACACGGAGAAAUCACGAACCUGUGAGGAUGGAGCAGGCAUACGGGGCUGGAAAGGCAGGCGGCACCUUCGAUCCAAUUACUUUCUUUCAACAACCGCAGACAAUUCUUCGAAUAGUGUCUUGGAUAUUUUCUAUCGUGAUCUUUGGAUGUAUUGCUAAUGAGGGCUAUGUGAACCGUCCAGAUGAGGUGGAGGAGUUUUGCAUCUUUAACCGCAACCAGAACGCCUGUAACUAUGCUGUGGGAAUGGGAGCUCUGGACUUUCUCUGCUGUGCUGCUUUUAUGGCACUGGACAUCUACUUUCCUCAGAUUAGCAGCGUCAAAGACCGCAAGAAGGCCGUGUUAGCUGACGUUGGUGUUUCAGCCUUCUGGUCAUUCGUGUGGUUUGUGGGCUUCUGUUUUCUGGCUAAUCAGUGGCAAGUGGCUAACCCAGAAGAUAACCCUCUCAAAGAGGGAGGAGACGCUGCCAGAGCGGCCAUCACCUUCGCCUUCUUCUCCAUAUUUACUUGGGCUGGUCAAGCUUUCUUUGGAUUCCAGAGGUACAAGUUAGGUUCGAGCUCAUCUCUCUUCUCUCAGGACUAUACUGAUCCCAGCCAGGAUCCCGCAGCAGCACCCUCUGAAGGAACGGAGUACACCGGGUACAACGCAGACGUGGAGGCUAACUAUGACGGCUCUGGUGGAUACCAGAACCAAGAUUACUAAGGUUGAGUAUUAGGAUACACACAACAGCCUUAACCAGCUAGGCUGAUCGGGUUACAUGGGGAAAAGAAUUUUUGUCUAAAAAAGGACUUAUUUUGGGGCAUUUGGGGGUGGAAUAUGGGGACCAAAGCAAACUGAUGGGAAUUCAGGGGUUUGUUUGGUGCUAUACUAACCCCUUUUGGAGUUAAUAAUGGGUCUGGAGGUAUUUCUGUUCUUCUGGUGACAGUGUAUGAUUAAUGUCUCUCAAUAUGAUAUGAUAUUUUGCCGUGACACAAGAUCUCUACACAAGAUUUUGUGCCACCAGGAAUUUUUGCCUUCAGUUUCUGGGUUAUUUUGGGCUUGGGGAUGAUUUAGGUGAUUGGUCUAUCCUGAGUAAACACUUCCAAGUGUCUGUUAGAGAAAACAGGACCGGUUUAGAACACAUUAUCAAGACUUGUGAAAAAAGAAAGCUGUAUGUUUAUUUUUACGAUAGGUAAAGGCACUAACUAGUGACCAAACCUAAUAUUUUCAAAGACCACAGUGUCUUUCUGUUGGUAAAAACUUGUAGGUCAUUCAGUAAAUUGUUCCAUGAACUCUUAACCUGCCACAAGAUAAUCUAUAUGUAGUUCUGUGCUGCCAUUUUACCAACAAAACCAUGUCCAGGAGAAAAUAACUGCAUUGUUGGCACAGAGCGUAGCAAAAAACAAUGUAAGAUCUUACAGAGAGUGAAAGUAAAAGUGAAUAUACUGGAAGGGAGUUUGAAAUUGUCGAAGAAAUUACGUUUUUUAGUAGCAUGCCAGUGGUUGCAUUAUUUUAAGGUUUCUUUACAGAACGGCAACAUUCCAUAUGUACAGUGGCCUCAAACACUAAAGUCGCACUUGAAUAGACAUGUCUGUCCUUGUUCAAAAUAUAAAACCUUGAAUUGAAUUGAGAGCUAAAUCCACUGACAAAGAGAAAACUUUUACCCUCGCACAACAUUCUGAUCUGCACAGAUUGUACUAAAAUAUUACUUCUUCGUUGUUUCACAUAAACAGUUACUAUAGAUAGACAACACUUUAUUUCUUGUGAUUAAAGAAACCUCUAAUUGAUCUGAAAAAUUAUUUUAUAAUUUCACUAAAAAUCACAUUUGGGACAGUUAGCAUUCCCACUGCCAUUUUUAAGAGCAAAUCAAAGGAGAUGAAGUGAAAGAAACUGGCUUUUAUAUCAUACAUUUUGUGACAGAACUUACUAAACACCCAAACAAUGCUCAGAUGAAUGCACUUAUUGUAUGUGUGUACUUGUAAUAGUGAAAAACUUAUAGCAGGGUUCCCAGACACUCAAAGUCGAGGAUUUUUCGCAUUUUUUUUUUUAUUAUUGAAAUAAUGGAAUAUCAGGGACUUAUGUUUGUCACUUAAAAUUGUAGCUUCCAUUUAUCAAAAUAUAGUUAAUAUCUGUAUCAUAUCAUGUUUUUAUUGUAUUGUUGCUCAAAUUUUGUCUGGUUUUAGUUACACUGUUUUUUAGUUACAAAAAGGCUACAUUUAUAGGUUUGUUUGCAAUCUAUUUCCUCAAAUGGUUUGAGUUACCUUAAAUUAUUGGGUUUUACAGUGUAACAAACAUAUUAAGUUCAGUUAGUAUGGUAUGAGUUCAGAUAAUAGAAUGAAUUAAGUCCAAACAUCUAUAUAGCUACUCAAAUGGUUUGGUAUUGCUUCUAACAUUAAACUUAAGUUUACAUUAAGUUUGAGUUCUGCUUAAUAUAAUCAGUUACCAGUUUACCAUAACUCUUUUUCAUUAAGUCAAAGUAACUUUUUUAUUUGCAACUUAAAACUAAAAUUUCAUUUAGUGAUUUUUACUGUUCACAGUGAUAGGCCAUGGAAGUUCAGCUUUUUAAUCAGUGAAUGUAAAGGAAUUUGACGUUUGACUAAGAGUGGGAACCCUGCUAUAAAAUGAGUAAAGCAGUCAAAACAGUGGCAGAGAUUUCUCCAUUUCUAGUGCCUGUUUUGAACUUCAAUAGGCAAGAUCACAGCUAUAAAAUGUUUAUUUUGACAAAGGUUUGGGGCCACUGUGCAUGUUAUUUUCAGCAUGGUAGACGUUUACAUUUUUAUAACAGUGAUUUAGACAUAAUAACCUUUAAUGAUGGUAUGUCUUUUAAUCGCGAAUGUAAACAUAUGUGGUGCAACACAGGAUUACUGACCUUGAAAAAUGUUUUUGAAGUAUGGCCAGACUAGUGCUAAGUAAAAGCAAUUAAAUUUACCAGAAAAUAACGAAUGCAAAUCCCAGCAGGCACAGGACAUCAAUGUGACGACAGAUUCACAUUGUACCAAAACGUCAUAGGACGUUGCAUUUUGCUUGAAAAUGAAAAUCGGGUUGACGUCAGAACCCAAUGUCAGGCCGACAUCAGUGUCCAACGUCAGACAGACGUUGCAUUUUGGUUACUUUCCAACGCAACCUAAAAUCAACCAAAUAUCAACAUCUAAUGAUUUUACAUCUUGACGUUGUUUGGACGUUCUCACUCCGAUGUCUAUCAGACAUUGGAUUUUGGUUGCCAUAUACUGAUGAAUAGAUGUCAUUAUUUGACGUCAAUAUGAUGUUGGCUCAACUCUGGGUUUUGGUCACUUUCCAACACAACCUAAAAUCAUCCACAUGUUGUUAUUGGAUGUCAAAAUAACAUUGUCCUUAGAGACUCGCAACCUAAAUCUAACGUAAUAUUAAUGUCUUAUGAUGUGUGUCUGCUGGGAUGUUAUCAAAAAGUCCAUAUCUCAGUUAUAUAGGAAAAGCAAACAAAUUAACUUCAUUUGAAUGGUAUUGUGUCAAAUCUUUAGGGCAGAUGAUCAUGAUUAAUCAUUAUAAUAGUGUUUAACUUGUGAAAAAAAUCUUCAUUAUUUAUGUAACAAGUCUUUUGUAGCACCCUUAAUAUAGUUUUAUCAGGCCAUCUUUUGCUAUAAUUUUAUUUUUUGAUCAUAGUUAAUAAUCCUUGCACUGGAACAGCAGGGUUAUAUGUUACAGAUAAAUACAUUUUUAUUUUAAAUGAAGUUUUGGAAAACAAAAUAAGUUCUUAAUUAUGUACCUGAAUAUAUAUAUAUAUAAAACCAGCAUAUUUUUAUUUAAUGACAAAGAUGUAAUAUAAUACAUAAAUAUCUUUAUAAAUUUAUUACCUAAACAACUGUCGAAAAUAAUCAUAUUAAUUGUGUACUUUGCAUUUGACGGUGUCGUAGAAUAAUGUUUAUCCUUUCUCUGUUUAGGAAGUGACAUUGUUUUCUGAAUCAGGAAACUUUUUUUUGUUUAUUUAUUUCUUGUUGAAACUUCUAAAAAAAGGAAAGCUACAAUACAAUCAGCAUAUUAUGUAGGUGAUGUAUCAGAUGUGUUAUUAUAUAAUGUAUAUGUGCAGUUAUGGAGAUACUGGGAUUCAAAAUAGUGUAAAUUCUCUUGAUGUGGUGAGUGUCCAUUAACUGAAUCACUAGGUUAAUAUGGCUGUGUAUUUUGUCCUGUCUUGUAUGUUGCUUGUCUGAUAUAGAUGACAAUAAAAGACAUUGACUGAUGGA
Danio aesculapii is the source of this 4441-nucleotide messenger RNA. It is a transcript of the gene syngr1a, whose product is annotated as synaptogyrin 1a. Gene Ontology annotation, cellular component: neuromuscular junction; synaptic vesicle membrane. The coding region runs from base 276 to 947 and encodes 223 amino acids. The transcript is spliced from 4 exons. NCBI's taxonomy places the organism in Eukaryota, Metazoa, Chordata, Actinopteri, Cypriniformes, Danionidae. The record is from RefSeq and is a predicted model, not a curated record.